GCCAGCCUCCUCCGGUGCCCCAACUUCCCGUUUCCAUCAAAGGAAAAAGGAAAAUGGGAGACCUUAACGAAAUCACGGAGUUCCUCCUUCUAUAGUCGGCGAAUUCAUGGCCGGGGUUCGGCUGGGGCGGAGCACCAAGCGCGCCCCUCUGGCGUUCUGCGCCAAGGUGACGCUGGUGAUACUUCUAGGGAUCGCUUGCAGCGUUAUCUGGUCCACUUUCUCCUCCUCCUCCUCCUCCUCCUCCGCAGCCGUCUCCUCCCAGAUGAGCAGCUUUGAUGACAUCUUCGACCCUGAGGCCUCGCCGGCGGCGACGAAGGAGGAGGAGGAGAUGGAGGGGAGCAAGAAGGGGAUUCCGAGCUCGCCGCCGAAAGAUGGGAGUGAGAAUGGAUCGCCGGAGAAGGAGAUGAAAGAAGGGGGGAUCGAGGAGAAGGCGGCGGCGGGGGCGAAGAAGAAGAAGAAGAACGAGACGAUAGACGCGGAAGGGCAGCAGGAGAAGGAGAGGGAGGGGGAGAGGAGAAGGUGGAGGCGGAGGGAUUGGAGGAGGCGGUGGAAGGGAAGGGAGUGA
This is a messenger RNA of Phoenix dactylifera (date palm), 565 nucleotides long. NCBI's taxonomy places the organism in Eukaryota, Viridiplantae, Streptophyta, Magnoliopsida, Arecales, Arecaceae. The record is from RefSeq and is a predicted model, not a curated record.